AUGGCCACCAUCACCUGCACCCGCUUCACGGAAGAGUACCAGCUCUUCGAGGAACUGGGAAAGGGAGCCUUCUCGGUGGUGCGCAGGUGUGUGAAGGUGCUGGCUGGCCAGGAGUAUGCUGCUAAGAUCAUCAACACCAAGAAGCUGUCGGCCAGAGACCAUCAGAAGCUGGAGCGUGAAGCCCGCAUCUGCCGCCUGUUGAAGCACCCCAACAUCGUCCGGCUCCACGACAGCAUCUCUGAGGAGGGACACCAUUACCUGAUCUUCGACCUGGUUACUGGUGGGGAGCUGUUUGAGGACAUCGUGGCCCGGGAGUAUUACAGUGAGGCUGAUGCCAGUCACUGUAUCCAGCAGAUCCUGGAGGCCGUGCUGCACUGCCACCAGAUGGGUGUGGUGCACCGGGACCUGAAGCCGGAGAAUCUGCUGUUGGCUUCCAAGCUCAAGGGUGCCGCGGUGAAGCUGGCGGACUUUGGCCUGGCCAUAGAGGUGGAAGGGGAGCAGCAGGCAUGGUUCGGGUUCGCAGGGACGCCUGGAUACCUCUCCCCGGAAGUGCUGCGGAAGGACCCAUAUGGGAAGCCUGUGGACCUGUGGGCCUGUGGGGUCAUUCUGUACAUCCUGCUGGUUGGGUAUCCGCCAUUCUGGGAUGAGGACCAGCACCGCCUGUAUCAGCAAAUCAAAGCCGGCGCCUAUGAUUUCCCGUCACCAGAAUGGGACACUGUCACCCCGGAAGCCAAGGAUCUGAUCAAUAAGAUGCUGACCAUCAACCCAUCCAAACGCAUCACGGCCGCCGAGGCCCUCAAGCACCCUUGGAUCUCGCAUCGGUCCACUGUGGCCUCCUGCAUGCACAGACAGGAGACCGUGGACUGCCUGAAGAAGUUCAACGCCAGGAGAAAACUGAAGGGAGCCAUCCUUACCACAAUGCUGGCUACCAGGAACUUCUCUGGAGGGAAGAGCGGAGGAAACAAGAAGAAUGAUGGUGUGAAGAAAAGAAAGUCCAGUUCCAGCGUUCAGUUAAUGGAAUCUUCAGAGAGUACCAAUACCACCAUUGAGGAUGAAGACACCAAAGUGCGGAAACAGGAGAUUAUAAAAGUGACAGAGCAGCUGAUCGAAGCCAUAAGCAAUGGAGAUUUUGAGUCCUACACGAAGAUGUGUGACCCUGGGAUGACAGCCUUCGAACCUGAGGCCCUGGGGAACCUGGUCGAGGGCCUGGACUUCCAUCGAUUCUAUUUUGAAAACUUGUGGUCUCGGAACAGCAAGCCCGUGCACACCACCAUCCUGAACCCCCACAUCCAUCUGAUGGGUGACGAGUCGGCCUGCAUCGCCUACAUCCGCAUCACGCAGUACCUGGAUGCGGGUGGCAUCCCCCGCACGGCCCAGUCGGAGGAGACCCGUGUCUGGCACCGCCGGGAUGGCAAAUGGCAGAUCGUCCACUUCCACAGAUCUGGGGCGCCCUCCGUCCUGCCCCAGUAA
This is a messenger RNA of Puma concolor (puma), 1470 nucleotides long. RefSeq names its product calcium/calmodulin dependent protein kinase II alpha (gene CAMK2A). The record is from RefSeq and is a predicted model, not a curated record. Gene Ontology annotation, molecular function: ATP binding; calmodulin binding; calcium/calmodulin-dependent protein kinase activity. NCBI's taxonomy places the organism in Eukaryota, Metazoa, Chordata, Mammalia, Carnivora, Felidae. Gene Ontology annotation, biological process: protein phosphorylation.